AGAGCCAGUGAAAUCGGGGGAUGCAAAUUUAAUACUUCUCCUCCUAAAUUUCACCCUAAAAUCGAGGACCCUCUCUCGUAUCCAAUCCGAUUUCUAUCUCAAAAUCUAUCUUCCCCACACACUCUCGCAUUUCUUCUUUUUUACAGCACCCGCAACCGCAGGGUUUUUUUCACCAUUUUUUACAGUUUCUAAUUCUCACUCUUUAUUACCGCCUUUUCUUUUCAUAUCUUCUACUUUUAAGUCAUUUUCAUUUUUAUUUGGAAUAAUAAUAAUAAUUAUCACAAAAAUACCGAUAAUCAGAAAAUCAGCCAACAAUGGCGACAAAAACAGGGCAACAAGACAAGAUGAUGAAGGUGGAGAAAGGUGAAUAUGGUUAUGUGCUUGAAGAUGUUCCUCAUUUGACUGAUUACAUUCCUGAUCUUCCUACUUUUCCCAAUCCGCUGCGAUUCAAUCCUGCAUAUUCAGUUGUAAAGCAGUACUUUGUUGAUGUUGAUGAUACAGUACCUCAGAAGGUUGUCGUUCACAAGAACAGUUCUAGGGGCAUACAUUUUAGACGCGCUGGACCUCGCCAGAAGGUGUAUUUUGAUUCAGAUGAGGUGCAUGCUUGUAUUGUAACUUGUGGCGGUUUGUGCCCUGGGUUAAAUACAGUGAUAAGGGAAAUUGUAUGUGCGCUAUACAACAUGUAUGGUGUCACCAAAGUCCUUGGUAUAGAUGGAGGAUAUAGAGGCUUUUACUCAAAGAACACCAUUCCUCUAACACCAAAGAUUGUAAAUGACAUCCAUAAACGCGGUGGCACAAUUAUUGGCACAUCUCGAGGGGGGCAUGACACUGCAAAGAUUGUUGACAGCAUUCAAGACCGAGAAAUUAAUCAGGUUUACAUUAUUGGAGGCGAUGGGACUCAAAGAGGAGCAGCUGUCAUUUAUGAGGAAAUUAGACGACGUGGCCUAAAAGUUGCAGUUGCAGGAAUCCCAAAAACAAUCGACAAUGACAUCCCGGUCAUUGACAAGUCAUUUGGUUUUGAUACUGCUGUAGAGGAAGCACAACGAGCCAUCAACGCGGCACAUGUUGAAGCUGAAAGUACUGAGAAUGGUAUCGGUGUAGUGAAGCUUAUGGGUCGUUACAGUGGAUUCAUUGCCAUGUAUGCCACUCUUGCUAGCCGAGAUGUGGAUUUGUGUUUGAUUCCAGAGUCACCCUUCUAUCUAGAUGGAGAAGGUGGUCUCUUUGAGUAUGUUGAGAAAAGGCUUAAAGAAGAUGGGCACAUGGUUAUCGUUAUAGCUGAAGGAGCAGGUCAAGAGCUACUUUCAAAGAGCACCGUACAUGAGAAAGAUGCUUCAGGAAACAAACUUCUAAAAGAUGUUGGCCUUUGGAUCUCUCAUAGGAUCAAGGAUCAUUUUGCGAAUCACAAGAUGGCCAUCACUCUCAAGUAUAUAGAUCCUACGUACAUGAUCCGUGCUAUUCCGAGUAAUGCCUCUGACAAUGUGUAUUGCACACUCCUUGCUCAAAGCUGUGUACAUGGAGCAAUGGCAGGGUACACUGGUUACACAAGUGGGCUGGUCAAUGGGAGACAGACAUACAUUCCUUUCAAUCGUAUCACCGAGAUGCAGAAUAAGGUUGUAAUAACUGACAGGAUGUGGGCAAGACUUCUUUCUUCAACAAACCAGCCAAGUUUUUUGGGACCAAAAGAUGCAGUUGAGGUGAAGAAUGAACCAGCACCAUCCAGCCAAUUGUUGGAAAGCGAAAACUGUAAUUGUGAGGACAAGGCAGCCAAGUAGAGACAACCAGCAUGCACGAAAUUAUAACAAGCACUUCAGACAGCUAGUUUAAAUCUCAGCAAGUGCAAUUGAUUAUUUGUAACAUAGGUCUCUUCAAGAUUUCUUUAUUAUAAGAUGGGGCUGCUGCCAUCAUUUAUAUUUCCAUGGUGAAUGUUAACUAGGAUCUCUUAUCUUUUUAAAAAGCAACCAAGGAAAAAGAGUGUUUUUGGUGUAUGAUAUAUUAGAUCUAUUACAACUUCUUUA
Molecule: messenger RNA, 2015 nt
Organism: Daucus carota subsp. sativus
Lineage: Eukaryota; Viridiplantae; Streptophyta; Magnoliopsida; Apiales; Apiaceae
Product: ATP-dependent 6-phosphofructokinase 3
Exons: 13
Coding region: 315-1772 (485 amino acids)
Biological process (GO): glycolytic process; fructose 6-phosphate metabolic process
Cellular component (GO): cytoplasm
Molecular function (GO): ATP binding; 6-phosphofructokinase activity
Source: RefSeq, a predicted model, not a curated record